Molecule: messenger RNA, 2724 nt
Organism: Peronospora matthiolae
Lineage: Eukaryota; Oomycota; Peronosporomycetes; Peronosporales; Peronosporaceae
Source: the annotation of a GenBank genome assembly
AUGCUCGGGGCCGUGGAGAGCGGACUGCUCGCCUCGAAACUCGGCGCCAACAUGCGCGGCCGACCAAUGACGAUUGACGCGAUCGGAGACGCUGAGAAGAAGGCACCGUCGCAUCGCUCGAGCCACCUCGCGCGCGCAGCACCGCAGCUGCAGCAGCGCUCACCAGCGUCUGCGCCACCUCCGCAGGAGUAUGCAGCGCUACCGCCGCGGCAACAAGUCACUCCGCCACAAGCCUAUGUGCGACCGGGCCUCAACGGCUACGGGAUGCCGUCAUCAAACCAGCGGAAGUUGAACAUACGCAAGUUCGAUGGUACGGUGCUGUACCGCGGACUCGGGAGCGGAUUCUUUGACUGGGGGCGUGCGUUUCUGCGCGCGGUGAGCCUCGCGGAAGCGUCGUGUGGUUUUGGAUGGACCAAAGACGUCAAGGUUGACCUGCUUGGGCACUUUCUCGCCGGCACAGCUGAGAGGUACCAUCACAAGCAGGUCGAUACCUGGUGGACGCAGUCACCCACACUGGAGUACAUCAUGGAGCAGCUCCUGCGCACGUUCAAGACGUCAAUCACUGCACUCCAGGCGAUGAAGUUAUUUGUGGCCAAGAAGGACGCACGACGCACCUGGGCCGAGCACUUCCUGUACAUGGUCGCCGUUGGCGAGGCACGCGGUGGUGCCGACUCGCUUGUUCUUGAUAACAUCGUCCACCACGCUUCGCCGGAACUGCUGAACGUGAUGCGCUCCAAGUAUGAACCCACUCGACUCGACUACCUGCGCCAUGCCGAGGAGCUGGCGCACUUCGCGCAGUCCAUUGAGCACGAUAGCAGCGCGGUGGGUCGUGAGGUCGUCGCCGCGCUCGUGCUAGGCAAACCCAAGGGCGCGAUCACGUGCUACCGAUGUAGGCGACCAGGCCACAUCGCAGCCGACUGUCGCGCGCGAGUCGUGCACGACGACGAGACACCCGAGGAGGGUGGAGGCGCCAGCAAGAUCCUUGCACUGACCGAGAAGCGCAGAGCGACCACGAAGAAGCGCAACAGGAGGAAGAAGGGCUUGCGCGGCAAGGACGCCGCAGCGACCAAUGCAAGCGAUGGAUCGCGAGCCAUAGACGGCUCAUGCGGCUUCGUGCUUUCGACGAGCGACGGAGUACGAGCCACGGACGGCACGCGCGGCCUCGUACUUGCGGCGACCGAUGCCACGGGAGUCGGCCGAGGAGACUGUAUCCUCGAUAGCGGCGCGAGCCGGCAUCUUGUCAACGACGAGUCGCUGCUGCUCAAGUCGACGGCUUGCAGCCAAGAGAUUGCAAUGGCAGACUGCGAGUCGCUUCACCUGACGCGUGUCGGCAGCGUGCGCCUCGAGGUUCUUGCGCGCGGCGCUGAAGCGGUAGUGACGCUCACGGAUGUGUACUUGGCGCCGCGACUGGCAAAGAACAUCGUGUCUUACGGCAAGCUCACCAACAAAGGAUUUGCCCUAGUGCACUCCGGCGAAAGGCGCUCGCUUUCUCGGUGCAGAGAUGGUACGGUCGCGUUCGAUGUCACAAUCGACAGCAACGUGCUGUAUGUCGUGACGAAGGCCACGCGCGACAAGGAAGGUGCAGGCUGCGACGCGAUCAUGGCGGCGCUCGAAGCGCAUGCCACGGAAACCAACGCCGACGAGCCGCACGAAGCCUCGCUGUUGCACUGGCACCAGCGACUCGGCCACCUUGCGUUCGACACGAUCGAACGCAUGGCUCGCGAUCCGGCAUCGGGCAUUCGGCUCAGCAACAACAAAUGUAAGGCGUGCGUGUCGUGCCUCGAGGGCAAGCAGAAUCGCAACGCGCAGUCCCAACAAGACAGCGGCAAGCACUCGCCCAUCGAUCGCAUCGGCGGCGUCAUCUGCUCGGACCUGAAGGGUCCAAUGAAGCCGCGGGACCGACUCGGCAAUCGUUACCUUGUGAACUUCGUUGAUCACAAGAUCAACUACUGCCGAGUCUUCCUCGCGCGCACGAAGGACGCUGCGGCGAAGCAAGAAUACGCCAACGUGGACCUGUUCUGCGAGCGCACGGGCGUCGCGCGCCAAGUGUCUGAGGCGCAAAAGCAGGCCUCAAACGGCAAGGCGGAACGAAUGCACCGGACAGUGCUGAACCUUGCGCGCAGCAUGAUCUUUGCCUGUGCGCUGCCCCUGAUGUUCUGGGGAGACGCGGUACUGUACGCCGUUCACAUCCUCAACCGGAGCCCUACGCGAGCAAAUGCAAAGAGAGCGUCACCACUCGAGGUGCUGACGGGCAAGACGCCGGAUCUGCGUAAAAUUGUCGUUUUUGGCUCCCAGUGCAGCGUGUAUAGAGACCCGCGGAAAAACUCGCUGCUGCAGCGCUCGGGGCGCGCCAUCACUGUCGGCGUCAGCGAGGAAACCAAGGGCUACAAGGUGCUGCUGCCGCGUAACAAUAAAGUGGUCGUCACGCAGCACAUCAAGAAUAUCGAGACAUUGACGGAGGCGCAAAACGCGCAACUCCAGCGCGCGAUGGACGUCGGCGAUCGAGCCGGAGGCCAGGAGGAGACGGACGCGCCAGCAACAGUAGUGGCGAACGAUGGUCGCGCAGAGGGCAACAGGGAGACGCGUAAAAGCAGAAAGCGAUGGACGCGAGCGGCGCAUGGAACACGCGGGGCGUUGAAACGCGCAGAAGCGGGCUGCUCGUCAGGAGGAGACAGCCGCGAGCGAAGAAGUCGUAAAUGCUGCUUUCGAGCACGAUCCGCUUGA